Molecule: messenger RNA, 1956 nt
Organism: Penicillium olsonii
Lineage: Eukaryota; Fungi; Ascomycota; Eurotiomycetes; Eurotiales; Aspergillaceae
Source: the annotation of a GenBank genome assembly
AUGUCGGAUCCUAUCUUGCCCAAAGAGGGCGAGCGCAAUAUCCUGAUUACCAGCGCGUUGCCAUACGUGAACAAUGUUCCUCACCUGGGUAAUGUCGUGGGCUCCGUGUUGAGUGCCGACGUCUUCUCCAGAUACCACAAGGCUUGUGGUCGCCCGACGUUGUAUAUUUGCGGAACCGAUGAAUAUGGAACAGCCACAGAGACUAAGGCGCUGGAAGAGAAGCUGUCGCCGGAGGACCUUUGCGCCAAGUACAACAAGAUUCACCAGGAAGUGUAUGAAUGGUUCAACAUUGGCUUCGACCACUUCGGUCGCACACCUACCCAGAAGCACACCGAGAUCUCGCAGUCAAUCUUCAAGCGCCUGUACGAGAACGGAUAUCUUGGUGAAAAGACCGCCGAGCAGCCUUUCUGCGAGAAGCACGGCUCCUUCUUGGCUGAUCGUUACGUCGAAGGCGAGUGCCCCCGAUGCCACUACGAUGACGCCCGUGGAGAUCAGUGUGAUAAGUGUGGUCACCUUCUGGACCCCUUUGAUUUGAUCAACCCUCGCUGCAAGCUCGAUGGUGCCGCGCCAAUCCGUCGCGAGACCAAGCACAUCCACCUUCUGCUCGACAAGCUCCAGCCUCAAUUGGAGAAGUGGGUUCACCCCGCUAUCGAAAAGGGAGACUGGCCUAAGAACUCCCGCGUCAUCACUGAGUCCUGGCUUAAGGAGGGCUUGAAGGGUCGUGGUAUCACUCGUGACCUUAAGUGGGGUGUCCCUGUCCCAUUGGAAGGAUUCGAGAACAAGGUUCUUUACGUCUGGUUUGACGCUUGUAUUGGUUACCCCUCCAUCACAGCGAACUACACCGACGACUGGGAGAAGUGGUGGCGCAACCCGGAAGAUGUCCAGCUUUGGCAGUUCAUGGGCAAAGACAAUGUUCCAUUCCACAGUGUCAUCUUCCCCUCCACCCAGAUCGGAACCCAGGACAAGUGGACUAUGCUGCACCAUCUGAGCACCACCGAGUACCUCAACUACGAAGGCGGCAAGUUCAGCAAGUCGCGUGGAGUCGGCGUCUUCGGCACCAACGCUAAGGAGACCGGCGUCUCGGCUGACGUUUGGCGUUAUUACCUGCUGAAAAACCGCCCCGAGACCAGCGAUACGCAGUUCGAGUGGCAACCCUUUGUUGAUGCUAACAACAGCGAGCUGCUCGCCAAGUACGGUAACCUCGUCAACCGAGUCAUCAAGCUCGUCACUGCCUCUUACGGAUCUGUCAUCCCCGAGUUCUCCGUUCCCGAGUCCUUCAAUCCCUUCUUGGAAGAGGUCACUGGCCACUUGCGCCAGUACAAUGAAGAGAUGGAAGGUGCUCACCUGCGCGCCGGUGUUACCACUGCUAUGCGUAUCGCCGAAGCCGGAAACGGACUCAUCCAAGCAAACCGCCUGGACAAUAAGCUCAUUGCUGAGGAGCCCGAGCGUGCUGCUGCCGUUGUCGGUACUGUGCUGAACUUGAUCCACCUGCUCUCUGCGGUCUUCACUCCCUACAUGCCCGCAAGCUCCAAGUCCAUUCUGGAGCAGCUCAACGCUCCCCUCCUGUACAUUCCUCACGGCGAUGAGCUCAAGGAUGGCUGGAAGCCCACUUCGCUUAAGGCCGGUCACAAGAUCGGCAAGGCCGCCUACCUCUUCACUCGCAUUGACCCCAAGAAGGCCGAUGAGUGGCGUGAGUUGUUCGGUGGCUCUCAGGCCGAUCGCAAGAAGAAGGAAGAGGAGGCUGCUAAGCUUGCCGCCAAGAAGGCUGCUGCCAAGGCUAAGAAGAAGGAGAAGAAGGAGAAGGGCCGUGCUGGUGCUGGUGCGGACGCCGGUGGUGUUGAGGGCUCCGCUAAGGGUGGCGCAGAGAAGCUCUCUGCUACCACCGAGGGCAAGGGCGAUGAGGCCGUUGAGAAGAUUGCCGACGGUGUCGCACAAGUUACGCUGCCUACUUCUUAG